AUGGCGACUGCCAAUCACACGCGCUUCAAAAUAGUCAAGUGUAUCCUGCUUGGUGUUCAGGGCAUGGAAGAUGCUCACGCCUGGCUGUCCAUCCCCUUCUGCUCCAUGUUCAUCCUCGCCCUCCUGGGCAACGGUCUCCUUCUCUUCAUCGUCAUCAAGGAGCGCAGCCUCCACCAGCCCAUGUUCUUCUUCCUGGCCAUGUUGGCCUCUUCCGACCUUGUGCUCUCCACCACCACCAUGCCCAAAACCCUCAGCAUCUUCUGGUUCAGUGACAAGGAGAUUGCCUUCGAGGCCUGCGUCACUCAGAUGUUCAUCAUCCACUUCCUUUUCGUAGCCGAGUCGGCCAUCUUGCUAGCUAUGGCAUACGACCGGUACGUUGCCAUCUGCAACCCGCUGCAGUACAGCACUCUGCUGACCCACUCGUGGAUAGUGAAGAUUGGCGUGGCGGCCGCAGUCCGAGCUUUCUUUCUGAUGGCUCCUGUCACCUUCCUCCUGCUGAGGUUGCCUUUCUGUGGUCCCAAUGUCAUCUCCCACACGUUUUGCGAGCACAUUGGAAUCGUCCGGCUGGCCUGCGCAGACAUUACGCUCAACAUCUGGUUUGGCCUAACACUGAUUCUCUUAACCACUGGAGUAGAUACCAUUUUCAUUGCCAUCUCCUAUGUACUGAUCCUGCGCACCGUCUUCCGGCUCCCGUCCAACGACGCUCGGGCCAAAGCACUGGGCACCUGUGGCUCUCACCUGUGUGUCAUUUUGAUGUUUUAUGUCCCGGCCUUUUUCUCAAUCUUUGUCUACAGAUUUGCUGUGAACAGCAUCCCCCGCCCGGUCCACAUCCUGCUGGCUAACCUCUUUGCCAUCGUGCCCCCCAUGCUAAACCCCAUUGUCUAUGGGGUGAAAAACAGGCAGCUUCGGGAUCGGGUGGCGUUAGUGUUUCUGCCGGCUAGGAAAUAA
Heteronotia binoei (common prickly gecko) is the source of this 948-nucleotide messenger RNA. Its product is annotated as olfactory receptor 52Z1P-like. The record is from RefSeq and is a predicted model, not a curated record. The transcript has a single exon. Gene Ontology annotation, biological process: G protein-coupled receptor signaling pathway. Gene Ontology annotation, molecular function: olfactory receptor activity; G protein-coupled receptor activity. Bases 1 to 948 code for a protein of 315 amino acids. Gene Ontology annotation, cellular component: membrane. NCBI's taxonomy places the organism in Eukaryota, Metazoa, Chordata, Lepidosauria, Squamata, Gekkonidae.